Molecule: messenger RNA, 8241 nt
Organism: Etheostoma cragini (Arkansas darter)
Lineage: Eukaryota; Metazoa; Chordata; Actinopteri; Perciformes; Percidae
Product: phosphatidylinositol-binding clathrin assembly protein
Exons: 21
Coding region: 1127-3082 (651 amino acids)
Biological process (GO): clathrin coat assembly; clathrin-dependent endocytosis; synaptic vesicle budding from presynaptic endocytic zone membrane
Cellular component (GO): extrinsic component of presynaptic endocytic zone membrane; clathrin-coated vesicle; clathrin-coated pit
Molecular function (GO): phosphatidylinositol-4,5-bisphosphate binding; SNARE binding; clathrin heavy chain binding
Source: RefSeq, a predicted model, not a curated record
UUUUUUACGCUGCCAUUUUGUCCAGCAGAGCAGCAAGCAGCCAGUCAGUCCGUAAAGAGAAACCACUGGCGAGACUUUUCAGACAGCAGCGCAGGACGGGACUGUCGGUGGCAAAACGAGCCGCUAAUGUGGACUGUGCAGCGGAAGGACAGAACCAACGGAGCCCGAGGACUGUUAAAGGAAAUAACUGAGCUAAGGGAGCUGUCAUUUUCAACUUAACGGGUCCGCCGGCUCGGCUCUUUAUUCCCAGACUACAGCUAACCCCCGCUAGCUACUCGGCUAACACCCACCGCUCCUCGCAUCUAUUCUCCCCGGGAGAAACGGCACCUGUCCCGGUUGUCAGUUACACAGUAUCUUCUUAUGACCUCAAAACAAUGUGCUGCUCAAUUCUGAAUGACUUUUCACGCCCGAGGGGGGAUUCAACACACACUUUAAAAAGCGACCAGUGAUAGCUAACUAAAGCAGUCAAGCUAACAAGUUGACGUGGAGGAGGAACUCAAGGUUUUUUUUUUUUGGGAUUGUCGAGAUUUUUUGUUGGUGUUCUCCAAACUGUGAUUUCAUACGGAUUACUUUUGGUAGUUGCCUCGAGGUGGUCUAUUCAGAAACAAAUCGUCCAGGUUACAAAGCAGCCAGUUAGCUAUGUUUAUUUGUGGCCAGAAAGUAAUUUCCAGUGUUUACAAAUUCCACAGCGGGACUCUUUCCUGGUUCGAGUACUGCAACGGAAACAUUAGCUAACACAGACUAGCUCAGUUUAGUGUCGUCGUGUUGUGUUUACUAGAUAGAUAGAUAGAUAGUCGGAAUAAACUGUUGCCAAACAAUUUAAUAAUACCGCAAAUCAGCUGUUGAUUGUGGGUCUCAUUGUUGAGCCAAUCCUGAACCUGCAGUUUUUUCUGCCACCAUUGAUCUGACAUUACUGCAGACUGCACAGGUUUUGUACGCACCUGGAAAAAAACAACAAAAAAACAACAACAGUGGGUGUCUGAUCGCAACCCUUUACCUCCACUUGACAGUGAAGUCACGUUGAGUUGUGUCCCGCAGGGAGUUGAUCCAUUGAUCGGAUCGUUAUUGUGCUAUUUUAGCUGAUUUGAGGGAGUGAAACAAGAAAGCAGAGAGAGACAUAGAAGCGAUGUCGGGCCAAUCUAUCACGGAUCGGAUCGCAGCAGCGCAGCACAGCAUGACCGGGUCUGCUAUCAGCAAGGCUGUGUGCAAAGCCACCACACAUGAAGUCAGCGGACCUAAGAAAAAACACCUCGACUAUCUGAUCCACUGCACCAAUGAGAUGAAUGUGAGCAUUCCCCAGCUGGCGGACACGCUGUUUGAGCGCACGGCAAACUCCAGCUGGGUGGUGGUCUUCAAAGCCCUUAUCACCACCCACCACCUCAUGAUGUACGGCAACGAGCGUUUAAUCCAGUACCUGGCCUCCAGAAACACUCUGUUUAACCUGCACAACUUCCUGGAUAAGGGAGCUCUGCAAGGUUACGACAUGUCAACCUUCAUCCGGCGAUACAGCCGUUACCUUAACGAGAAGGCCAUGUCCUACAGACUGGUGGCUGUGGAUUUCACCAAGAUGAAGAGGGGGAUUGACGGUGUGAUGCGUACCAUGACCACAGAGAAGCUGAUCAAGACGCUGCCCAUCAUUCAGAACCAGCUGGAUGCUCUGCUAGAUUUCCAGGCCAACCCUAAUGAGCUGACCAACGGAGUGAUCAACUCUGCCUUCAUGCUGCUCUUCAAAGACUCCAUAAGGCUGUUUGCUGCUUACAAUGAAGGGGUCAUCAACCUAUUGGAGAAAUACUUUGACAUGAAGAAGAACCAGUGCAAAGAUGCUCUGGACAUCUACAAGAAAUUUCUCUACAGGAUGACGAAGCUGUCGGAGUUCCUCAAAGUGGCCGAGCAAGUUGGAAUAGAUCAGGGUGACAUCCCAGAUCUCUCACAGAAAACAAAAGGAUCUUACAUUGCUCCCAGCAGCCUCCUGGAGGCUUUGGAGCAGCACCUGGCCUCUCUGGAGGGCAAGAAAACCAAGGAAUUAAAUGCAGACACCAGAGCGUCCACUCUGUCCAGCGCCGUCUCUUCUCUCUCCAGCACUGGCAUGUCGUUCAGCCGCAUGGACGAGAAGGAGAAGCAGCAGGCCUUGGAGGAGGAACAGGCCAGACUGCAGGCUCUCAAGGAUCAGCGUCUAAAGGAGAUGGGCAUGCAGACUCCUCCCUCUGCCUCCCCCAGCAGCCAGUCGAUGGGCAACAACAACCACAUCACACAAAACCCAGAGUUGUUCACCUCCAUGCUGUCUGCCAACAGUGUGCCCAAUCUGAACAGUGACCUGUUUGAUCUUCAGCCGGCCUUCAUCCCUGCUGUGCAGAGCACUCCUUCAAUCUCCACCGCCAACAGUGCCUGGGGAGGAAUGGUGAACCAGCCUCUGCAGCAGACCACCGCAGCCAUGACUGUAGAUUUCGAUGCUGUGUUUGGGAAUAAUGCCACGCCCAGUAACAACGGCCCACAACCUGCAGCCGGUUUUGAUGCUCUAGGAGACCUGUUGAAGCCUACAAUGCCCACACACACUGCACCUCUUCCUCCUCCUCAAAUGGCCAUCCAUCCUGGAGGAAAGCUGCUAGCCAACGACCUCGACUCCUCUUUGGCUAACCUCGUGGGCAAUCUGCAGUUUGGUGGGACCCCAGCCAAGAAGCCAGACAUGCAGUGGAACCAGUCUGGAGAGAAGAAGCUGACGGGAGGCCACAACUGGCAGAAUAAGACCAUGUCCACCACUCAAUGGGGCCCGGCGCCCAUGGCCCCGCAGCCCAUGCCUGUACAACACGUGAAUGGAAUGUUCUAUACUAGUUAUGCUCCGGCUCCCAUGGCUUUUCCCAUGACCACACCGCAAGUGCCUGUGUAUGGAAUGGUCCCUCCCCAGAUGGGUCAGAUGGGCGGGGUACCAGUGAUGGCUCCUCAGCCAAUGAUGUACAACCAGCCUGUUCUUAGACCCACUAACCCCUUCGCACCCAUGCCCGGAGCCCAGGUCAGCUAUCCUGUACUUGUGCAUUCAUACACACAAAACGACACCUUUGCAACUGAAAAGAUGCAGUUUAUGUAAUCCAGUCAUGGGGGAAGCAGAGUGCCAAAAGCGACAAACAGCAGAAGAAAACACACAAGAGGAACGGUCAGAUGGACGGAGGAAUGAUUUGAUAAGGCUAAAACGACUAAGAGACAGACAGACCACAAGAUAACCUACCGACACCAAAAACAUGUUGGGAAGAGGGGGAGAAGAGGAGCACACAGAGGAUGGAGGGAGGUAGUGGGGAAGAUGUCAUUCUUGCUGGUUGUUGUCUGAAACAACUUCUUGUGUGUGUGUGUGUGUGUGUGUGUGUGUGUGUGUGUGUGUGGGUGUGGCUUCAUUCUGUUCUUCUGAUUUGUGUUUUAAAUCAUAUCGGUGGCGGGGAUGUGUCAGGAGAGGGAAUAAGGAUAAGAGUGAAAGAUGUGAAGAACGAUGGAGGAGGAGCGAAGAGGGGAUUAAGGAAAUCCUACCUCUGGUUUUCAGUCAGACCGGAACCCGUCUGACUGCCAUGAGAGUCUCAGCUGUAGAAUUAGCUUUAUUUCAAUACUGGUGCUAUUUUAUCCUCUCUUAGUUACUGUCCACCUGCAACAGCAACUUGGGAGCACUUAGCAGGGGAAAAGUGUUUUAGUGUGUGUGUGUGUGUGUUAGUGUGUGGGUGUGUGUGUUGGUGUGUGUAAGUAUGUGUACUUGUACAGCAGUUGUUUCAGACAAUACCUUUACAAUGACCCCCUCUCCAUCCUCUUUGUUGGCUGUGUGUGUCCAACCGUCCAAUCAGCGAGAGAUUUAGAGGCAAAUCUUCUCAAGUGUUUCCCGUAAUUUUCCGCUCUGUUGGGGAUAUCUUUGUAUUUUUCAAUCUGUUUUCUUCUGCAGUCUCUCCUGAAUGUUAUCUGGGCUUGUACAGCAAUUUGUUGAACCAUUUGUUAACAGUAGUUGAGCGUUUUUAAGCUUAAAUCUUAGUUACUCGUACUGCAUUGUUUUCUUCUCCCAGAGCUACAGAUACACACAGAGAGACAGGGAUUAGCGAUGGCGGCAUGUUAGCAUGGUACAAAGUCAUCUUAAUUGUCUAUGAACCAAAAAUAUAAAAGCCUGUUCACACCUAGCUAGCUGGUGUGUUUUGGCAGUUACAGAUUUGUUAGCUUGGUUGCUAAUGGAACAAAGAGUUCCCACAUUUUAAAAGAUGUAUUUUGGUCUACAAACUAUAACUCCAUCCAUCAGAGGAGUUUAAAUAAAACUGGAUGGUGUAUCACAGCUAAUAAGCGACUACAGUUUCCUCCAUUUUGGACUCUCUAUACCCCAACUGUGAGCGCUGUCAAAACUGCUUGAUUUUGGUCAGCGUUUAAAAGUGCUGAUGUGACCAGACAUAUUUUACACGUUUAUCGUCACAAGUGCAGUAUAUGUUUGCCAUUGCUCUGUUUGGGGGUCAAAUGGAAGAAAUCAGUAUUUGUAUAAUGCUAAAGAAAUUGCAGUGUGUUUAUUAGCGUCAUUAGCUGCCUGUUAGCACCUGAUUGACCUGUGUGUAUCUGUUCUUCUUGUCCUCAUUAUCUCACCAACCAGAUUCAGAUUUGAAAACGUUUUUAAAGAAAAUAAGAGCUUUUUCAUUAAGUACACCCCUGUCAGAACCAAAUUCUGUGCCAAUUAUUGAUGACAGCAGCACUGAGUGAGUGAAUAAAUGUUACUGAAUUGAGUUGAAUUCACUUUAAAUUGCACUGAAUCAAAGCGAGUGGCUUUAAGUGCGACUCAGUCUGCACCGAGAGCUACAACAACACUGAACCUUUGGCGUCAGGAAAUUUGGGGUAUAAAAAUUGACUCACGUAAUAGGCUGUGGCCAAUCCAAAGCAUCCGUCACCAUGAGUUUGACUGUUGGUAUAUGUGUGCAUAAGGCAUUGUUUUGUGUGUGUUCACGUGUGUUCUUACACAUUUUAUGUGUAUGUUUUCCAUUGAGGGCUAUUUCUGAGGGUUUUAUUGUGUCAAAUUUCAAGCAGAAUUUGAGCCAGCGAGUUUGACACAAAGUGUGAUUUGUUUUGUUUUUGUAAAAUCUAAUUUUUUUGCAAAAUGCACAUGCAAACAUUUUGCACUGAAGUGACUAUCCUGCCGUAAGAAGAGCUGUUGCCAGCUCUCCUGGUCUGAAAGAGUUGAGCCAGAGAUAUGAAGUUUGUAGACAUUGUGUGAGGUUUUACAAUAACAAGUUUGUUCUAAUCCACCAGCCACUUUGGCAGGUAACUUAAAAUUGUUUUCUGCCAUUCUAACAAUGAACUUGAACACUUUUGUAGUCCCAUCCCAGUCCAAUGUCUACAUCCCAGUGAUAGUUCACAUGAAAUCUGUAGAAUCUCGCUUCAGUCCCUCUACUCUGUCUAUCUCUAGAAUGCUUUUUCGCCUGCUUCGUCACUGUUUGGUAUGUGUAGAUAUGUAUAAAAAGAAAAUAGUAAUAUUAACCAGUUUCUGUCUAGAUUGUCCGCUCCCACCUAUCACUGUCGCUGGAUAGAUAUUGCGCUUAGUCGCUUCUUGUCGCAGUCUUGUGUUAGCUUAGCCUCUCUUCAUAGUAUCUCUAUAGAAGAGCUCCUGCAGUAGGUUUCCCACCUUGUCCUCACCUCUGCCAGUGUCUAGUAACUAUAGCUCUAUUAUCUCUCUUGGUGUCUCCGUCUUUUAGCUGUAGACAAAACCUUUCGGAGGCUCUCAGGUUUUGUGGUGCGCUUUUGAGUGCGCUCCUUUCUUCUCGCUGUUAGUUUCGUGCCAGUUAGAUAGUCCCUGUCUUGUUUUUCUUUUUUUUUUUCUCAACAACAUUUGCCAUCUCUGCCUCUAGAUAUGAUGUCAGCAGCCUAUAAACUGUCUCUGAUUUGGACUGUUGAACCCAGACUGCUAAAUGCUAGUGGAUUUCAAAAGCAGCUUUGCUCAAAUAGCCACUUGUAAAAAUGUUAACAGGAAAUGUGUUGCAAGUAGCAAGGGAAUCCAUGCAUUAAUGGGAUAGAUGAAUAUAAGUUCAAUUCCAAGCCAUGAUAGUAGGGAAGGUUUUUGUUUCCGGCCAAAACUUCUUCAAAAAACUUUGACCAAUAAGUUGCUCUCUGGUGUUUCUGUUGUCCUAAAACUGAGCUGUUAUCAACAUAAACUCCCUCCGACACCCUCGGUGUCUUAAACAGGGACAUCUUCUCCAACAGGGUACCUUUUUUGCUUUUGGCUUCCAACUAUGACUCUCAUAAAAUGUUUUUUUUUUCUUUCUUUCCAAAUGGACGUCUGCACUUGGGCUCCAAAAAUAAAUUAGAAUCUCAGCUCUUUACUUUCUGGGACACCUGUCUCUUAUCUGGUGGUGAUGAAUUGGUACUUCAGAAAGAGAAGCUGUUACCAGCCGUGGCACUGAUCCAGAAUCAGAUCAUCACCCUGGAUCUUAAAAACAAUGAAUUGUAUCAGGUCUGAAUGCGGAGCUAGUAAUUCCUGAUGUUUUGUAAUUACUUCUUCAGAAUACAAAAUGAGUUGGCUUCGGUGUGAAGGACAGUAAAGUCGGUGCCAGGGUGUUUCGUUUGUUAUUGCCAAUUAAUCUGACUAAGGUGAAAUCACACAGAAUGAACGCUGUUUGACCCACUCUGACUAUCUUUUUCAGCUUUUUUCUUUCAAGCUAAAAUCUCCAUUUUGUGUUCUUCUUAGGCAGUAGCUUUGCUCUCCUUCCCAUUUUUGAAAACUGAUUUUUCUGCAUGGAUUCCGGUCCUGCCUGUUGUGAGGAGAUUGUCUUGGUGUGUCUCAAGUGGUUUUCAAAAUGAUCAAAUAUUUUGCUGGAUAGAGAGAGCAUAGAGACUACUGUUUUUUUUGAGUCUCAUAAAUGUUACUGGCUAGUCUCCUUAGCGUUGAUGUAACUGUCAGUAAUUAUAACAGCUUUAACACGUAGGUAAUUUUGUUACGGUAUUUAUCCUGGAAGGGGUUCAGCCGAGCAUGCAGGCUCUUUUUUUCGGCAACUCCCUUCCUCAAAUUCAGACACUCUCACAUUUACAGCUGGGAGUUUCCCAGGACAAACCACUGUUUGAGACCAGCCAACCUUGUGGCUUAGUUUCUCUCAACUUUAUAAGCUGCUACCACCUCUCUGCAUUGUUGUAGCAUGAAUAAGUGGAGAAGGAUACACGGAUAAACGUUGAUGUCAAAUUGAAAUGUCUGUUCUCUGCUAAGGCCAAGUGUAUCAAACAUUCAGAGAGCAGACUCCUCUCUGGCGAGCCAUCGCUCUCUCUUUCUUUCUGGGGUCGGUGAGUGCAUGGUCGUUGUCGAUGUUUGUUGUCCUUUUUCCAAAAGAGCAUGAUAUGAACGUGAUGAUGAAGAUGAAUUCUCUCGUCUUGUUGUCCCUGUUUUAAAUUGCCUUGUCAGGCGCCCCGGCAAGGCGAAGUGGCAAGACGGAUCACACUUUCUUGACCAAUCAUUUGCCGUCCAUGACACGGACUGAAUCUCAAAGAUGUUUGUACUGCCGAUAAACGAGCCACUGUAGCAAAAACGGAGCAGCAAACUUUUUUUGUGAUACCUCUCCCAAAGAUGUCACAUUGGUUACUUGCAGCAGAUAUGUCCUUUGGAUUUUCCACUGUCGUGGUGACAUCUGGAGGUUACUGUGCGCAUAGCAGCCGUGGCAGCAUAGGAGAAGAAGGAGAAAGUUAGAAGUCAAAAAACCCCCAAAAUGAAAUGAAAGAAACCAAGAGAGAGGCUGUUUAACAGAUACAUUUCCUCAUUUUGUCAGUGAGUGUUGAAUCAAAGAUUUCUCGUGCACGUUCUGUUUUUUCUACAUCAGUGUUUUUUGGUAAAAACCCUCGGAUUGCUGCCUCACUAAUCUGUAUAUAAAGAAAUGCACACAUUCACACUCACAACACAGAGCUGAAACACAUACUCUCAUAAUCUGCAACUGCAUUAUUUGCCAUUUGCUCUUUAUUUUUCUGAAUCUGAAAGAUUUUCACGUUAUUACAGCAGUAUAAUGGUAUGAUUACUCCUCAGUGGGGACGAGCUAAACAGACAGACAAUGCAGAGUUCGAGGGCUGCAGACCUCCCUGUACAUCAGGAUCAGCCAUGAAUUCUCAAUGAUGCCAAAUGUUUUUUUGAGCAGAGUACACCUUUUAAUCUGUCUCUCUCUUCUCUGUCACCUCCCCCCAUCUCUUUGUACAUUUUUUCUAUUUAUUUAAAGCAGAAAUAUAUGGAUUGUAUCAAGCAUGGAAAGGCAAACCAAUGUUACAGUUGACAAA